This is a messenger RNA of Larimichthys crocea (large yellow croaker), 4754 nucleotides long. Its product is annotated as T-box transcription factor TBX2b. Gene Ontology annotation, cellular component: nucleus; chromatin. NCBI's taxonomy places the organism in Eukaryota, Metazoa, Chordata, Actinopteri, Sciaenidae. Gene Ontology annotation, biological process: cell fate specification; regulation of transcription by RNA polymerase II; positive regulation of DNA-templated transcription. The record is from RefSeq and is a predicted model, not a curated record. Gene Ontology annotation, molecular function: DNA-binding transcription factor activity, RNA polymerase II-specific; RNA polymerase II cis-regulatory region sequence-specific DNA binding. The transcript is spliced from 7 exons. The coding region runs from base 1444 to 3273 and encodes 609 amino acids.
UGCAAUAUGAAUAAUAAACACUACAUGGCCAAUAUUAAAUAAAUAAAAUAAAUAAAUAGGAUUUAAGCUCAGUGUCCAGUUGAGUUCACCUUUCCUCGUCGUCUCUCUUUGGGACCAUCUGAUUGACUUAGAGUUAGAGAGUUAGCCAACUUGUGUAUGGACACAAAGGCCAUUAACUGUCCACGGAAAUGUACUAUUAUUUUUAUUUCAUUUUAUCUGUCUGUCCUGUUGCAUAUUAUACAUGUACCUCUGUUUGAUCUAGUAGACGUAGACCUAUCUCAUUUAAAUUUGAUUACAAGGGUACCAAGUAAAUCUGAACUUCCUCUGAAUUAACAUUUGGCUUCUUUUUCUAAACUAAAUCAAGACUGGAUGAAUUAUUGAGACGCCGUGCAUUCACCCCAAGUCAGUUUUAAUGGUAGAGUGGUUUGCGGCAACAAGGGAGAUUUAAAAAAAAAAAUGCUAAACUGCCUCUAUAAAAAAUAAAAAAGACCCCUAAAAAGGCAUUUGUUCAGGUCUUGUCAUCCCUGAAGAGCCACACUGGCCGAAAACCUGAAGUCUUUCACCAGUGAAGUACUCCAUUCAUUUAGAUCCUGGAGUCAUUCUUACCUCUCCUGGUUUUCUCACUGCUCCAGAAAAGCUGAAGGAAGCAGUGGACUGAAGGCUGCACCCGAAAGAAAACUGGAGCAGGCAACUUGAGGAUUUGGAUAGUUGCCUAAUGUGAAGUGACAGGAGAGAGGCUCGUAGUGGGACGCCGGCACUGGCGCCAAGACUGCAUUAAUUAACAAAUUCAUUGCAUCCCAGCUUAAUCAAGAACUAUGGGUGUUUUCAAAAGACGCAUGAACACAUUUAUUUUAUCUUUUCCUUUUUGCCUUUACACAACAACAACAACAAAAAUGUACGCACCACAUCAGGCACAGUAAACAAGCAAAACUUUAUAUGGGCUUUAUUAUGGUGUUUUAAAUGUUUAAGAUUAGACCAGAUUUAGGAAAAAAUAUUUGAUUAAAGGCAUCACUAACCUACAUUACAUAAAUUCUGCCUGUCUCCUUAUUGUCUGAGUGCUUAAAACCACGCCCAGCGCUCUGUAAGAGGUUCGGACAGUGAAAUUCCCCUCGUUAGUUUGCCUUGUGCCGGAGAGAAGUCUCUCUGUCCUCACUCACUUGGUGCCAUUGGAGCUUUCCUAACCAGCUUUACGCAUGGUCCCAAAGCGCGCUGCCGUUUCCUUUUGGAUCUAUCCAAAGGACGCAUUAAAUGCCAUCACGCUUGCCUUUGCACUAGUACCUGUAAACCUGUGUAAAUUUGCCUCCUUUGAACUCUUGGCCAUGAUUCAAAACUCACAAACUCUUCUAAAGGUGUUUGCAUUUCGGAUUUAGACGCCCGCGCGCCUGCAGCAGCAAACGGGCUGAAAGACUUCAUAGUAUCAACCCUUUGAGAUCGGAUGUCCCGAUGAGAGAUCCAGUCGACACAGCGGCUGCCAUGGCUUACCAUCCUUUCCAAGCUCAUCGAACAGGUGCCUUGCCCUUGUCAUCUUUCCUUACCGCCGCUCAGCCUUCGUUUUACCCCGGGAUGACUUUCCCAGAAGUCGCCUCUCUGUCUGAGCCUCUGUUUGAGCAGACACCCGCUGACGCGGGACUGCACGCAGCUCUGGGACGCCAACAUCAGCCAGUAAACCUGCGGUCCGUGAAGAGCAACCUGCAGCCGGACGAGGAGGUGGAUGAUGACCCGAAAGUCACAUUGGACUCCCAAAAUUUAUGGAGUGAAUUUCACAAAAGGGGAACUGAGAUGGUUAUUACAAAAUCGGGAAGGAGGAUGUUUCCGCCUUUCAAAGUGCGGGUAGAUGGACUGGAUGAAAAAGCAAAGUACAUCCUGCUGAUGGACAUCGUCGCCGUUGAUGACUGCCGUUUCAAGUUCCACAAUUCCCGUUGGAUGGUGGCUGGGAAGGCUGACCCGGAGAUGCCAAAACGCAUGUACAUCCACCCGGACAGCCCAUCCAAAGGAGAGCAAUGGAUGAGCAAGCCCGUCGCCUUUCAUAAACUCAAACUCACAAAUAAUAUUUCGGAUAAGCAUGGAUUUACAAUUUUGAAUUCAAUGCAUAAAUACCAACCCAGAUUUCAUAUUGUGAGAGCCAACGACAUAAUGAAGCUUCCAUACAGCACCUUCAGGACUUACGUUUUCCCUGAAACAGAGUUCAUCGCUGUCACUGCCUAUCAGAAUGAAAAGAUCACACAGCUAAAAAUCGACAACAAUCCCUUCGCCAAAGGAUUCAGAGACACUGGGAAUGGAAGACGAGAAAAGAGGAAUAAGCAGUUAACCAUAUCUUCGCUGAAUGAGACCCAAAGCAAAAUGGACCGGGACUGUGCUGAUUCUGAUGACUCAUGUGAACAACCAAGUACAAGCGAUCCAUUUUAUUCCCCUCGGGAGCUGAGCAGCCCACUGAUGUCCACACCAACCGGCCAAGAUGACAAUUCAGAUACUGACCUGCAAGAUGAGGACAUUGCUGAAACCAGCUCUUCCAGGACUGAACAUCUGUCUACUUUGAGUCAGAAGAGCGAGAAUACACUGUGGAACAAGUUUGCUGUCAGUCAGAGCAAUGAAAAUCAGGACACAGCAAAAGAAAGAACAAUGUUUAGAACAUCAGAGGAUAUGUGCCAACAGUUUCUUAAGCUUGGGGCACCUUUGUUGUUUCAUCCUGGACAAUUGUCAGUAAAACCACAGGCUUUUUCCACCACGGGUAUGGGACAUCUGUUUUCUUCUUUGCCUGGAGUAAAUAACCUAGAAAAUGGAGGCAUUUCUUCUCAAAGCAUCACCUCUCCAUCUCCCUUCAUGUUCCACCUCUCACAGCACGUGCUGACAUCUCAGGGAAUCUCACUGUCACCCUUUGGAGGAUUGUUCUCCUAUCCGUACCGCCACAUGGCAGCACAAGCUGCAAUUGCUCCAGCUCUCCCCACCUGUUCUGCAACCUCCACGCUGGCUAGAAACCACUGCCUCCACAGCUCUUGGCCUUGGUUGCGAUUCAACCCUUAUCAGAUCCCGAAGUCUGUCACAUCGAGCCAAAAUCUGCUGACAUCCAGAUCGUUUGGCAGUUCAGACUCGCAUUGUGAACUGUCCAAAUCGAGGAGCAGAGAAUCAAGUUCAGUGUCUGACAGUCACAGUCUCAAAAGCAAGUCCAAGCAGAAGACUGUUCCACCAAAGAACAUUAUCAAGGGUUCUAUUAAUGAGCUGCAAAACAUAUGUAAUCUGGUGAAAGGACUUGAUAAACCACCUCCUCCACAAUAGACUCUCUUUUUUAUCCCACGCCUGGUGGAUACUGGGUAAUGGACACACUGACAAAUUCAUGAUGUUUCACAUAAUCACUCGAAAGAAAUAGUCAAAAACUGCAUGUUUUGCUGCUAUUUAACUUAUCACUGCCAAAUCUGUGCUUACUGAAAGUUCUAUAUUAACAAAAAUAUCUUUUCAAGUCCUUUGGGGAAAACAAGCUAUGCAAAACCCAAAGUGGAAUGCCCCGUAAAAGCAAUAUUAUGCUUUAAAUAUGAAUAAAACACUUUUUUAUUGCUUUAUUCUGUACAAUGAGGUGAAUAUUUGUUAUUGUCUUUUUAGUUUUUUUCACACGUAUAAAACAUGACAAAGCCUUUUGAGACUGAAUACUGUAAGUGAUCACUGAUGAACCUGCCAUAGAUGAGAUGUGAGGAAAAUAUAUACCACUUCACAGUUGAUGUACCAAAGCUGCACUGUGGACUCGGAGAAAAAACUCAGGAUUCUUCAGCACUUAAGAAAAAAUAUCCGCCAGGUUGUCUGCAAAAUUAUUCAGGUAAACUGCUAUUGUGUUGUUGUUGUUGUUGUUGUUGUUUUUCACAAUUUAAAUAAAGCUGUUCACAUUUCAUACUGUUGUCUUAAUAUGUUUGUAAUACAUGUAAUAUUAUUGUUGGUGUUCCAUUGCACAUUAAAUAGGGAUUCUGCCUGUCAGGAACAAUUUAGCUAUCAAAUUGCCUCUGCGCUCUCAAAACUUGCCUUGUUCAACACUGUUGCUGUUAUUUACAGCCUGAAUCAAGAUAAAGGUAGAUUCUUGAGGACAGAAAGCUGACAAAUAAUGAAGCUCAUGUUAUACACAAUCAACUAUCAGUGUCAGCAAGGACACGUAGACGUCUGAAGAUCUGGGCUGUCACUGGAUCUAAGAGGUGGACUGAUCAGGAUUUGUCUUAGUGCUACGCAUAAUCCUUUAAAUGAAUUAAACUUCACGCCUUGUGGUUACUGUUUUCAGGACGGUCCAGGUUAAUGUACUGUGCCUUCACCUGGGAUGCCCUGGGAUGGAAGUAAUCUUGGCACUUCUACUCAGUCCUUCUCAAGGAACAUAUAAUGGUCAAAACUGGCAAUUAAAAAAUGUGACACUAAUAUUUAUCUUGCAUUUUAUUGUUGUGUAUGCUUGUUGAAGCUUCACCAUGGCAAGCUAAAAGCUGCACUAUGCAACAGCUGCUGCCAUGCCUUUGGCCAAAGGGAAAAUGGAUGAGCAAUAAAGGUGAGUCUGCAGUCCUGUGCACUUCAUUCCAUAUGCAUGAGUGCACCUCGCUGCUCGCUUGAGUAUUUCCCAAAACAUCUCUGCUUGUGACAGCAAAGCUACAUUUAAGUUUCUAAUCCCUCUGGCCAUACGUCUUCACAACAUAUUGACUCAUAUAAUUGUUAUGAAAAGGUUUUGAAAGAUUUAUUUAGAGACAUCAAUCACUAAAUAGGCAAAUUAAUUAACUAAAUGAAUGAAUAAUAAU